Messenger RNA from Symbiodinium pilosum, 987 nucleotides. Lineage: Eukaryota; Dinophyceae; Suessiales; Symbiodiniaceae. The record is from the annotation of a GenBank genome assembly.
AUGACAGCCCUGAUGGCUGCUGAUCGCGGCAUCGAAACGAUUGACGACCAGGUGAGCUUUUCCACCAGCAGUGUGGGGAGCCCUUGCUGCGCAAAUGCAGUAGAGUUGAACCCGCCAUUUCCUUCCCCGAUGAGCGAGGUGGGGCACUGGAAGGUGGUCUUUGGCCAUAUCCCGUCCAAGAAUACGUUUGUGCACUUCUCGAAAUCAGUGCCGGGACAGUUGAAACGCUGCGCCUCGAGCCCCGGCCAGCUGCAGUCGGUAGAGGUGUCGGGAGGCUCGACCAGAGGCCUUGACCUUCCCGUCCCUUGGAGCCAUGGUCCAGCGCCUGCGCUCAAGAAGAAGGAGAAAGACCUAAAGCCGCAGAAGCUUCUAAACAAGGAGCUGAUCCUUGCUGCCUCCGGUCCUGAAGCAGCUUUUCAGGUGUUGCGGCUUGUGUCCUCAAAGCUGGCGGAGAUGAACGGGGUGAACGUGUCUACGGCACUCCACCGCAUUUGUCGGGCUUGUCAGGGAAGUCCUGAUAUGACCGAGCAAGUGAAGCACCAUGCCGACUUUCUGCGGCUUGUCCGCGCCGCAGAGAAGAUGUUGGCUCAGCCUGGCGAAAUGCCUGCGAAGUGUUGCACAGUCAUUGCCUGGUCAUUAGCGAGCCUUCGCUCCUUGCGAGCUUCGCUUUUUGGUCGGCUUGCCCAAAGUCUCGCCGUGUCGCCAGAUUUGAGCAGCUGCGAGCCCUACGAAAUCACGAACUUGCUGUGGGCCUAUGCGGUGCUGUGCAAGCAUCGUCGUCACAUGGAGACGGAGCUGUUGGCAGCCGUCCAGGUCUUGUCAGCGGCUGCGACUGACAUCCUCCUCUCGCAAGCUAGGACUUGGAAGACGCAAGUAAUCAUGUCCGCCCUUGUGUCCCUUGCGAUCCUCCCAUGGCAGAGCGACAGCCUCCAAGUCUUCUCCGUCAUGCUUGAUGAGCUGGCUGCACGGCAGGCCUGGCGAGCAUGA